Messenger RNA from Hibiscus syriacus, 843 nucleotides. Its product is annotated as aquaporin TIP1-2-like. Gene Ontology annotation, biological process: transmembrane transport. The transcript has a single exon. Gene Ontology annotation, molecular function: channel activity. Gene Ontology annotation, cellular component: membrane. The record is from RefSeq and is a predicted model, not a curated record. Lineage: Eukaryota; Viridiplantae; Streptophyta; Magnoliopsida; Malvales; Malvaceae. The coding region runs from base 1 to 843 and encodes 280 amino acids.
AUGUGGAAAGCAGCUUUCACAGAGUUAGUGGCGACUACAUGCUUAUUAUUCACAUUAACCGCAUCCAUUGUCGCCUGCUUGGACUCGCACGAGGCUGAUCCCAAGCUACUUGUCCCGUUCACGGUGUUCGUUAUCGCCUUCCUCUUUCUCAUGGUGACAGUCCCUCUUUCAGGUGGACACAUGAGCCCAGUUUUCACUUUCAUUGCUGCACUCAAGGGAAUCAUAUCUCCAGCACGGGCUUUUACCUAUAUCUUGGCGCAGUGUGUAGGUUCAAUCACAGGGUUUCUCCUACUCCUCAGUGUAAUGAACCAUGAGACAGCGAAAAAGUAUUCCUUGGGAGGCUGCACCAUCGAUGGGGACGGAUCAACAUCCGGGAUUAGCCCUGGAAGGGCAUUGAUAUUGGAGUUCUGUUGUACUUUUGUGGUGCUUUUUGUUGGUGUAACAAUAGCAUUCGACAAGAGAAGAAGCAAAGAACUAGGGUUGUCUAUGGUUUGUGGAGUUGUUGCAGGUGCCAUGGCAGUGGCAGUUUUCGUAUCGAUUACCGUGACCGGGAAGGCAGGCUAUGCGGGCGUGGGGCUUAAUCCCGCUAGGUGCUUAGGACCAUCGUUAUUGCUAGGAGGUUCGUUAUGGGAUGGCCAUUGGAUCUUUUGGAUUGGACCUUGUUUUGCUUGUGCAAUUUAUUAUGGUUUCACCAAGGGAUUACCAAAAGAAGGCCUGGUUAGUGAAGAUGAAGAGCGUGACUUCAUUAACUUGGUCGCACCUUCACUUUGUUGUUCGGGCCCUAGAUGUAGAACUCAACCUCAUGGGAAGAUUUAUGGAAAUUGUGAGACUAUGAAUAACUAA